This is a messenger RNA of Corylus avellana, 919 nucleotides long. Its product is annotated as actin-depolymerizing factor. Gene Ontology annotation, molecular function: actin binding. NCBI's taxonomy places the organism in Eukaryota, Viridiplantae, Streptophyta, Magnoliopsida, Fagales, Betulaceae. Gene Ontology annotation, cellular component: actin cytoskeleton. The record is from RefSeq and is a predicted model, not a curated record. Gene Ontology annotation, biological process: actin filament depolymerization.
UUUUUUGUCUUUCCCAUAACAGUACUUUGCCUUUCCGUCCAAAACUCAGCCACCCCUUGCUUUCUCUUCUUCUUUAUCAGAGCUUGCUCCUCUUCUUCUUCUUCUUUCUUCUUCUUGCCCUGUCUCAGUUAUAAGUUUUUUGCUACCAUGUCUUUCAGAUGGCUCAGUCGGCCGAAUGCUUCGUGCGGCAUGGGUGUUGCUGAUCACACCAAAAACACUUUUAUGGAAUUGAAGAGGAAGAAGGUUCACCGUUAUGUGAUUUUUAUGGUUGAUGAGAGUAAAAAGGAGGUCGUGGUUGAGAAGACUGGUGGUCCGGCUGAGAGCUAUGAUGAUUUCACUGCAGCUUUGCCUGAGAAUGAUUGCCGAUUUGCUGUAUAUGAUUAUGAUUUUGUGACUUCUGAUAACUGUCAAAAGAGCAAGAUAUUCUUCAUUGCAUGGUCUCCUUCAUCCUCUCGAAUCCGUGCCAAGAUGCUCUAUGCCACAUCUAGAGACAGGUUUAGACGGGAGCUGGACGGUGUCCACUAUGAGAUUCAGGCCACUGACCCCACAGAGAUGGAUCUUGAAGUGAUCAAAGACCGAGCACACUGAAUGGUCUCUGCAGUUCAUAGCUUUCUUCCUCGAGGAAAAGAUCUGCUAGGUUUGCCAACUUGUGAACUAGUUAGCUAUCCCUGUGCAUAUCCCAUUUUGGGCACAAGAUGGUAUUGCAUAAUCCUUGAAUAAACUGACAUCUUUGAGGGGCAUAAGUUUUAGGCUAAUAUUAUCUGGUAUCUGAGAAAGUCGAUCUCCUUUCUGAUUGCCAAUUCUCAGGUGAAGAUGAGCUUGUAAAGGGUUAUUUAGAAACUCUUAAUGUGUAUCAGCACAAAAUUUAUGUGAAACAGUAAAUUGAUUUUAUUAUAACACUCUCCUACUUCCAUCCUUA